Molecule: messenger RNA, 1923 nt
Organism: Dermatophagoides pteronyssinus (European house dust mite)
Lineage: Eukaryota; Metazoa; Arthropoda; Arachnida; Sarcoptiformes; Pyroglyphidae
Biological process (GO): regulation of transcription by RNA polymerase II
Cellular component (GO): nucleus
Molecular function (GO): DNA-binding transcription activator activity, RNA polymerase II-specific; RNA polymerase II cis-regulatory region sequence-specific DNA binding
Source: RefSeq, a predicted model, not a curated record
AUCUUUUGCUUUGAACAAAAAAUGUUGCACAACUGAUUGCCAUCAUAUGGUUGAUUAUGCUAGAAUUUUGGCUGAUUGAUUUUCGUUUAUCAACAAGAAAAAAUGAUGAAUAUUGUUAUGGAUGAUAAUAAUGGUGAUGAACUUCAAAAUAUUUGUCAUUCUAAUUCGAAUACAUUAUUGACCACAACAACAACAAUACCAACGUCGGAUACUGAUAAAAUUAAUGAUAAUUCAUCACAUCCACCAGUAGAUUCAACAACAACAUCAACCGAUUCAUCAUCAUCAUAUCAGAUUGAUAAACGAAAAAACAACACCAACAAUAGCCGAAAAAGACCAAUCAAGUAUCGUGCAACUAAACGACCCGAAUCCGAACGGAGAUUUCAAUGCGAUCAAUGUGAAAGUCGAUUUUUUACCCAAAAAGAUGUCAAACGACAUAUGGUUGUACAUACUGGUGUUCGAAAUUUUCCAUGUCCAUUCUGUAAACAAAGGUUUGGUAGAAAAGAUCAUCUAGUGCGACAUGCGAAAAAAAGUCAUGAUCAAGACACACGAUCGUGUAAACGACGAAAUACAACCACAACCAGUGACAAUAACAAUGUUCAAACCGAAACACCGGCAACAUCAACGACAUCAUCGUCGACUUUGACGAAAAAAUCAACCAAAAAAGCUUCGACGGGUAGGAAAAAUUCGAAACCAAAACAACAACUACGGGAUAAUUAUCAAACAACACAACCAAAUAAUUAUUCGACUGCCUUGAUUUCUACCUCUUCAUCCUCAUCAUCAACAACAAUCAACAAUUUACAAGUGAAUCUUAUUUACUUUAACAAUCGUGAUUCCACUACCUCAUCAUCAUCAUCACCAACAACAACAAUGCCAUAUGGAACAAGAUCAUUAUCGAAUGAUAAUAAUAAUCAUCCGCUAAUUAACAUGUUUACUCAUUCUACCUCAACAAUGCCAGUCGGGUCAUCACCAACCAAAAUUAUCUACGAUGAUAUUGUCAGUGCUGCUGCUGAUAAUUCAGUCCCAAUCAUAACAACAACAACACCACCAUCAUCAACAAGAAAUAAUUAUAAUAACAAUCAUUCGGUCCAUUUUGAUAAUAAUUAUUCACAACAACAACAACAAUAUUGUUCACCACCGCAGCAAGAUUACACUAAUUUAGAUUUCAAUUCUGCAACCAUUUCAAACAUCACCACCACAGCUGUCAAUUAUCAUGCUGAUAAUGCAACGGCAUCAGGUUUACAGCAAUGUUUCCCAAUAUCUCAAUCCAAGACAGCAGCAUUGAAUCCGAAUUUCCAAACUGAUACCCCAUUUUGUUUGCCAUCACUUUCUAAUUUCAAACAACCAACUACAUUAUCAUCUUCGUUGAGAAAUUGUCGACCCCAUUCACAUCCACAUCAGCUACCACCUCUCCUUCCCCCUCCGCCCAUUCUUCAACCUUCUCAUCAUCAUCAUCAUAAUCAACAUCUCAAUUCACAUGUUCAACAUCAUCUUGAUAGCUCAAAUCAAUCUACGGGUCAUACUAUUGAAUCAUCCUCUUCGGUUAAUUUUAAUCCGAUCGGUGAAUCGAUUUAUAACCAACCUCAAUCUCAGCAACAAACGGCAACACAAAUUAGUUUAAAUAACAAUUUUUCAUCUACCUCAAAUCCUAUUCAAUCAUUGUUGAUUGAUGAAACUAUCACUCAGGGACAAUAUCAUCAUCAGCAUCAAGCUCAUCAUCAUGUUCACCAUCAUCAUCACCAACAACAACAACAGCAUCAUCAUCAUCAUCAUCGUGAUCCAUCAUCAUUCGAUUCGAUUUAAAUUGUCGUUGUUGAAUUUGAUUUAUAAAAAUAGGAUUGGAAAAGAAUUGUUUCAAACAAAAUCCCGGUUAACACAAACUUGUCUCAAUUAUUGAUUACCUCAUCAUUAUGUUUCUAUUAUUAU